Tinamus guttatus (white-throated tinamou) is the source of this 3537-nucleotide messenger RNA. It is a transcript of the gene DENND2B, whose product is annotated as DENN domain containing 2B. The record is from RefSeq and is a predicted model, not a curated record. Lineage: Eukaryota; Metazoa; Chordata; Aves; Tinamiformes; Tinamidae. Gene Ontology annotation, biological process: positive regulation of ERK1 and ERK2 cascade.
CUCUGCAAUCAUUUUGCUGGAAUCAGUGCUGCGAAAGGUCAUAUGAAGGAGUUGUGGGAAGCACAGCAGGUAUUAGACGCUAAACGCCUGGUUUUCCGAUUGCCUCACAUAAUAAGACAGAGUUUUGUCUGGGAAAUACAAAUCUGAGAAUGGAGUGGAAGGGAAAGUGCUCCAAGUUUCAGGUAUCUCGAUUUCCAGAAAACAGAAAUGACCAUGACUGCCAACAAGAAUGCCAGUGUCAACAGCAGAACCGGAGGGAGUAAGGUGCCACAGGACACUCUGGAUAGGUGUCAGUCAGUCUCUCCGCCACCUCUCUUGUCCCCGCCAAGAAGCCCAGCCUACCCACUCAGCGAUAGCGAGGACUCUUGCCGCGCUUCUCGCCUCACGAAAGUCUCCAAUUCCAGACUGCGCCUCCAGGACUGGAGCAGCCGAACAGCUGCCUUGCGAAGCACCUCCACGAGCGCCUCGGACACCGACUCGCCAAGCCACCCUCUCAAAGCCGUCAGUGUGGGCGCUUUGGAUAAGAGGCUCUCCGUGUUCAAGGCAGAGGACCACAAGGAGAGCCCGAAGGAGGCUCAGGAUGGGGACGCGAUAGGGAGCCAUCUGCUCACCCGGAGCACUCUCUCCUUGGGCACUGCAGCCAACCUGAGGAACCUGUCACUCAGCCGGUCGAGUGUCCGCUCGCAGGCCCUGGACAUCAGGCAGAAGAUCACGGAAUGGGAGUGCCGCCGGGAACCGUCUCCCAGGGCGAGCGCUUGCAUGGACAAGAGGGAUGCUGGCGAGAGGUCGGGCAGUGAGAGCUGCCCUAGCGUGCUGACUUCUCCAUGCAGCGAGAAAACCUUUGAUUUCAAAGGGUUCAGAAGGAUGAGCCGAACGUUUUCCGAGUGUUCUUACCCAGAAACAGAGGAGGAGGAACUGCUGGACAGAGAUUCCUGCCAUCGGCUGGAAAAGAGGACAGGCAGGAGCGAGCCUCCUGCUGCUGCUUUCCUCAAGGGCCACAUGAGGAAAGAAUCUUCGGCCGUGCUCAAUCGAAUACAGAAGAUUGAGGAGGCACUAAAAGAGCAGCCGGGCCGAGGCCUCCCCCAGUUACCCAGUAGCUGUUACAGUGUUGACAAAGGGAGGAAAAAGUCUCUGAGUACUGUGGAGGGACUCAGUGAAAACCUAAGCGAUAGCAAAGGAGGGAGUGUUAUUUUGGGGAGUGAUCCAGAAACACCUACUGAGGCUGAAAAAAACAAUAAAACAAAACCAGGGGUUACUGCAAACUUGGCUGGCCCUAAACUGCUCCUUGAAAGCCCAGCUAACACAGUGGUGAAUCCCGUCCCCAAGCCCAAACGCACCUUUGAGUACGAAGCUGACAAAAAUCCCAAAAGCCAAGCGAGCAAUGGCCUACCCCUGUGUGCUGCACCUGCUGCUCCUCCCCCACUCCCGUCCACCCCUGCCCCCCCUGUCACCAGGAGGCAGAAGAAAGAGUCACGCUUCCACAGAAAAUCCCAGAAUAGAAAAUCCUUUGAGUUUGAGGAUGCUUCAAGUCUGCAGUCCUUGUACCCUCCCUCCCCAACUGAAAAUGGGACUGAGAGCCAGCAUAAAUUUGGAUCCAAGAGCACUUUAGAAGAAAAUGCCUAUGAAGACAUUGUAGGCGAGUCACCCAAGGAAAACCCGUAUGAGGAUGUGGAGCUGAAAGGGCGUCACGCGGGCCGAAAAUCCCAUCAGCUCUCGGAGAAUUCCCUAGAUUCCUUGCACAGGAUGUGGAGUCCGCAGGACAGGAAAUACACAGCACCUCCGCAGCUGCCCUCCAAGCCGAGCAGCCAGCGGCGGCCGCAGCUCGCCUUCCCCCCCCCCCCCGGCAGCCUCCACGAGGACAGCCUGAGCACCACGAGCGAGCUGCUCUCUACGCGCCGAGCCAGGAGGAUCCCAAAGCUUGUUCAAAGAAUUAAUUCCAUUUAUAGUGCAAAAAGAGGAAAAAAGCGAUUGAAGAAACUUUCUAUGUCCAAUAUUGAGACAGCUUCCUUGAGAGAUGAAAACAGUGAGAGUGAGAGUGACUCAGAUGACAGGUUUAAAGCUCAUACGCAGCGUCUAGUGCACAUCCAGUCAAUGCUGAAAAGAGCUCCAAGCUACCGAACCCUGGAACUGGAGCUGAUUGAAUGGCAGGAACGGGAGUUAUUUGAAUAUUUUGUGGUAGUGUCACUGAAAAAGAAGCCCUCUAAAAAUACUUACCUCCCAGAAGUGACAUAUCAGUUUCCCAAGCUGGAAAGACCCACCAAACAAAUGCGUGAAGCAGAGGAGCGCCUCAAGGCCAUCCCUCAGUUCUGCUUUCCUGAUGCCAAGGACUGGCUCCCUGUCUCCGAGUACAGCAGUGAGACCUUCUCUUUCAUGCUGACUGGGGAAGAUGGAAGCCGGAGGUUUGGCUAUUGCAGGAGGCUGUUGCCAAGUGGAAAAGGCCCACGCCUACCUGAAGUUUAUUGUGUCAUCAGCCGCCUGGGCUGCUUUGACUUAUUUUCCAAGAUCCUGGAUGAGGUUGAAAGGAGAAGGGGUAUAUCUGCUGCCUUGGUUUAUCCAUUUAUGAGGAGUCUGAUGGAAUCUCCUUUCCCUGCACCUGGAAAGACAAUCAAAGUCAAAACGUUCCUGCCUGGAGCUGGAAAUGAGGUGAUCGAGCUGCGGCGGCCCACGGACUCGCGCCUCGAGCACGUGGACUUCGAGUGUCUCUUCAAGUGCCUCAGCGUGCGGCAGAUCAUCAGGAUAUUUGCUUCUCUCCUCUUGGAGCGGCGCGUGAUUUUUGUAGCGGAUAAGCUCAGCACCCUCUCCAGCUGUUCGCACGCCGUGGUGGCCCUGCUGUACCCCUUCUCCUGGCAGCACACCUUCAUCCCCGUCCUGCCUGCCUCCAUGAUAGACAUCGUGUGCUGCCCGACGCCCUUCCUCGUGGGACUGCUCUCCAGCUCCCUGCCCAAGCUGAAGGAGCUGCCCGUAGAGGAGGCUUUGAUGGUUAACCUGGGAUCCGAUCGAUUCAUCAGACAGAUGGAUGAUGAAGAUACACUAUUACCUAGAAAGCUGCAAGCAGCUCUGGAGCAGGCUUUGGAGAGGAAGAAUGAACUGAUAAAUCAGGAUUCAGAUAGUGAUUCUGAUGACGAAUGUAACACCCUGAAUGGAUUAGUGUCCGAAGUUUUUAUCCGAUUCUUUGUGGAGACGAUUGGCCAUUAUUCCCUGUUCCUAACUCAGAAUGAAAAGGGAGAGCGUGCCUUCCAAAGAGAGGCAUUCCGUAAAUCUGUGGCCUCCAAGAGUAUCCGCCGCUUCUUGGAAGUUUUCAUGGAAUCCCAAAUGUUUGCUGGCUUCAUCCAGGAUCGAGAGCUGAGAAAAUGCAGGGCAAAAGGUCUCUUUGAACAGAGGGUCGAACAGUAUUUGGAAGAGCUUCCAGACACUGAACAAAGUGGAGUAAACAAGUUCCUGCGAGGCCUUGGAAACAAAAUGAAGUUUCUUCACAAGAAGAAUUAACUCCUUUCUGCUAAAACGCCAACCCAAAGACUAUUUAUAACACUGUGCUUG